CUCCCCAGCCCCUUCACAGCGCCGGACGCCCUUUCUCCCAGGCUCCCAGCCCUUCUUCCAAGUUCCUGCCAGCGUUCGUCUUCUUCUCUUUUUCCGAGUCCAGCAGCCUCUCUCUCCAGCCUCCAUGGCGAUCCCUCGCCGCCGGGCCAUCUCUUUCCUCCCGCUCCUCCUCCUCCCGCUCCUCCUCGUCCUCUCCGUCGCCACCGACGAGGACGACGUCCGCUGCCUCCGGGGAGUGCAGCAGGCCUUGUCGGCUCCCGACGGCGGGCUCAACUGGAACUUCUCCAACAAGACGGUGGGCUUCGUGUGCAACUUCGUCGGCGUCUCGUGCUGGAAUCCGCAGGAGAAUCGCGUCAUCGCGCUCAGCCUCCCAUCCAUGUCCCUCUCCGGCACCAUCCCCUCCGCUCUUCAGUACUGCCGCGCCGCCACCACCCUCGACCUCUCCUCCAACUCCCUCUCCGGUCUCAUCCCCUCCGACCUCUGCGACUGGCUCCCCUUCCUCGUCACCCUCGACCUCUCCUCCAACUCCCUCUCCGGCCCCGUCCCUCCCGAACUAUCCAAGUGCCGGUUCCUCAACGCCCUCCUCCUCUCCUCCAAUUCCUUCUCCGGCCCCAUCCCCGCGUCUCUCUCCCAGCUCAACCGCCUCAAGAAGCUCGAUCUCUCCAGCAACCAGCUCUCCGGCCCCAUCCCCAACCAGCUCUCCUCCUUCGAUUCCUCCUCCUUCGCCAACAACCCCUCCCUCUGCGGCCACCCCGUCUCAUCCGGCUGCGGCCGCCGCCUCACCCGCACGAGCCUCAUCAUAAUCAUCGCCGCCGGCGUCUUCGGCGCCGCCGUCUCCUUGAUCCUCGCCUUUGCCAUCUGGCGCUGGUGCUUCUCCGGCACGCCCUCCUCGAGGAGGAAAAAGAGUGACGGUCGUGAUGCGGAGAGGCUUGAUGGGAGCCGGUGGUGGGCGGAGCGGCUGCGGAGCUCGCACAACCGGCUGGUGCCGGUCUCGCUGUUCCAGAAGCCGAUCGUGAAGGUCAAGCUGGCGGAUCUGAUGGCGGCGACGGCGGAUUUCCACCCGGAUCACAUCGUCACCGCUGGGAGCGGCCGGACGGGGACCUCUUACGAAGCGGUGCUCCCCGACGGCUCGGCGCUGACGGUGAAGCGGCUCCAUGGCUGUAUCCUGCCGGAGAAGCUGUUCCGGGUGGAGAUGGGCCGGAUCGGACAGCUCCGGCACCCCAAUCUGGUGCCCCUUCUUGGAUUCUGCGUUGUGGAGGACGAAAGGCUUCUUGUCUACAAGCACAUGUCUAACGGUGCCUUGUCGGUGGCUCUCCGGUCGGCCGGCGAGGAGAUCGACUGGCCGGCGAGGCUCAGGAUCGGGGUCGGAGCUGCCCGGGGUCUUGCCUGGCUUCAUCAUGGAUUCCAGGUCCCCUUCCUCCACCAGAGCAUGAGCUCCAGUGCUGUGCUUCUUGAUGAGGAUUAUGAGGCCAGGAUCACCGAUUUUGGGUUGACGAGGCUUGUCAGGCCGUCAUCCGGCGACGGCCACAACACGAGCCCCUUCAUGAAUGGGGAUUUCGGGGAGUUCGGGUAUGCGGCGCCGGAGUAUUCCACCAAUCCUCUGGCCACCACCAAGGGGGAUGUGUAUGGGUUUGGGCUUGUUCUACUGGAGCUCGCCACUGGGCAGAGGCCGACGGAGAUCACCAGCAAUGCGGCCGGGGAAGGGUUCAAGGGGAGCUUGGUGGAUUGGGUUAAUCAGCUCGCUGCUGCCGGUCGAAUUGCCGAUGCCAUCGAUAAAUCAAUCCGCGGGAGGGGACAUGACGGUGAGAUCGUGCAGUUCUUGAAGGUUGCUCUCGGGUGCGUCGUUGCCCAGCCCAACGAGAGGUCUUCCAUGUAUCAGGUGUACCAGUCUCUGAAGGCCAUCGGAGAGGACCAUGAUCUCUCGGAGCAGUUUGACGAAUUCCCUCUUGUUUAUGGCAAGGACGAUCCGGAUACUAUGUAGUUGCUGCUGCUGCUGCUGGUGUGUAUUCACGUCCCUCUUCUGUUUCCUGGAAGCCAUGAAAAUGGUAUCAUUACGAUUAACGAAUGGAUGGUAGGCUCUGUCUUGCUGUUGUUUAAAAGUCCUUAUAUAACUUUAAUCCAUAUGUACUAUUGCUGUUGUAUGAUCAUAUGCUACAACGCCCUUUAGCUUUCUCGAU
This is a messenger RNA of Phoenix dactylifera (date palm), 2177 nucleotides long. Its product is annotated as inactive LRR receptor-like serine/threonine-protein kinase BIR2. Gene Ontology annotation, biological process: protein phosphorylation. Lineage: Eukaryota; Viridiplantae; Streptophyta; Magnoliopsida; Arecales; Arecaceae. Gene Ontology annotation, molecular function: ATP binding; protein kinase activity; protein binding. The record is from RefSeq and is a predicted model, not a curated record.